AUGUUUCGCAACCAGUACGACAGCGAUGUAACAGUUUGGAGCCCUCAGGGUCGGCUUCAUCAAGUUGAUUAUGCGGUUGAAGCGAUGAAACAAGGCAGUGCUACUGUUGGGGUUAAAAGCAAUACACAUGCUAUUUUGGUGGCAGUGAAGCGUGCUGCGAAUGAUUUAUGCUCUCAUCAGAAAAAGAUUUAUGAACUUGAUACGCAUGCUGGAGUCUCCAUCGCAGGGCUUCUUUCUGAUGGUCGCAUACUUGCGCGAUUCUUACAAACAGAAUGCUCUGCCUGGAGGUGGGACUACAAGGAACCAGUGCCAAUACAAGUUCUUACUAAUCGCAUUCAACUCAAACUUCAGGCAAAUACACAAAUUUAUGGAAGACGCCCGUUUGGUGUGGGAUUAAUCAUAGCUGGUUACGAUGAUAGAGGAACACAUAUUGUUAAGACUGACCCGUCAGCAGAAGUUGUAGAAACAUUGGCAAGCUCCAUAGGUGCUCGAUCACAAAGUGCGCGAACGUACCUGGAGCGCAAUUUAGAUCAUUUUCCUUCUGCGGGAUUUGAGCAAUUGGUUGAGCAUGCUUUAUUGGCUCUGAGAGAUACAUUGCCAGCUGAAGAUAACCUGACGAAGAAGAAUACAACAAUUGCUGCGGUUGGUAAAGCUAUGGCGUUCAAAGUAAUGGAAGACGAUGAUGUGCAGCCAUUUUUGGACCGUAUAUCAAGUGUUCCUCGAAGUGGCCAACAUGCUAGCAGUGAAUCGCAAGGGACUUCGGAACCUAUGCAACUCUAA
This is a messenger RNA of Thelazia callipaeda (thelaziosis nematode), 780 nucleotides long. The record is from the annotation of a GenBank genome assembly. Lineage: Eukaryota; Metazoa; Nematoda; Chromadorea; Rhabditida; Thelaziidae.